GCCCUGGCGACCGCUGCGGGCCAGCUUUACGGACCCGCUGCGCAGGGGCUCCGGGAGGCCCCCUGGCCUGCCUUCAGCGGGGCGCCGCGAGCCUGGGCAGGCUGGGGUUUCUGGUUGCCAGCUGGGGGAGGGGAUGGGGGUGGAGCUUGGGUCUGGCGGGGUAGGCGGCCUCCGCCCUGCUCCCCGAAGCUUUCUCAUUAGCUCAGAACCCGGAUGGAGUCGUCCCAUUUGUCCCAGGAGCCCUGAAAGGACGGGGAUAUAAUCAGGAAAUCGUUGAGUUGGGUAGCAGUCGGAAUACUUAUUAAACGUUUACCUCUCAUUUUUUGCCGGCUGCAAAGUUCAUGAUGUUAGAAAUCAUCAGAUCUGCAAUUAUCGCUCUGAUUUUACCGGGUUUGAAAAACUAGCCCUACCACUUGCGAGAGGUCCCCCCAAUGCUGCUCUCAGCUGUGAAGGGAGGGGACCUUUAAUUGCACUAUAAUCUUAUUAUUUUUUAACCUGCCAGAAAACCUAAAAUCAAGUUUAAACAGCCCUUUGCCAUCAUGAUUAUUGCCAAGGUAGUUUGAAGCCAUUUGUAAAGACCAAAAUACAAAAUAAUAGUAAGGGCCUUCUGAAAACUUAUCAAAGUAAUACAUGAACGAGAUUUAAAAAUCAAAUACAGAACAGCUUAUGAUGACAAGGAAUUUUCCUGCUCUAUCCUUUCCCAUUCUUAGUCUGUUUCCCCUGAGAUAACUACAUUUAGCCAAUAAUAAUAAUAAUUAUUAUUAAUCUUAAUCUCUUCUUGACAUAAUUUGAUUUAAUUUCCUCUUGUUCCUUCACCCUAGUUAUUACAGUGUCUUAACACUUCAUUAUAAGUUUUUUCUAAAAGUCAUGGUUAUUGUGUAAUGUAUAAAUGUUAUGAAACUAGCUUGGACUUUUUUUUCAUGAAUAAUUUCUAGCUAAUGUUUCUUAGCGGAAUUUAGGCAUCUGUUUUUGGUGAAGUGAUUAGCAUUUUGAACAUGUCUUUGCAGGUCAACUUCAAGUGUGAUUAUGAUUUCACUUUAGGGCAUAUGGGAUUUAGAGAGGAGCAGUAAAAAUUAUGAAAUUAUGAAUGCUGUUUUGGAUGUUAAAUCCACUGCACCAAACAAGAGCUGUGUGAUCUGCCUAGAGAUCAGAGCUAUAAUUUGUUUUGUUUUGUUUUACAAUGUGGUUUAGUAAGAGAUUUCAUUUACCUCAAAUAUUUCUUUAUAAAGCUUGAGAGAAAUGGUUGAUGCCGUGUAACUCCGAAGCUUUAAAUGUGUGUGUGUGUGUCUUGUUUUGUUUUUCCUCCCAUAGGCGAUUAUUUCCAGUCAGAAAAGGGAACCAGUGCCUGGCUUUCUCACCAGCUUUCGACCUGCCAUGAUCAAGUGCUUGUCAGUUGAAGUACAAGCCAGGUUGCGUUCUGGUUUGGCUAUAUGCUCCUUAGGCCAAUGUGCUGAGGAGCUUGCCCUCAAUAGUAUUGAUGCUGAAGCAAAAUGUGUGGCUGUCAGGGUAAACAUGGAAACCUUCCAAAUUCAGGUGAUAGACAAUGGAUUUGGGAUGGGGAGUGAUGAUGUAGACAAGGUGGGAAAUCGUUAUUUCACUAGUAAAUGCGACUCUCUACAGGACUUGGAGAAUCCAAGGUUUUAUGGUUUCCGAGGGGAGGCCUUGGCCAGUAUAGCUGACAUGGCCAGUGCUGUGGAAAUUUUAUCCAAGAAAAACAAGUCAAUGAAAACUUUUGUGAAGUUGUUUCAGAAUGGAAAAGUCCUGAAAGCUUGUGAAGCUGACCUGACUCGACCAAGUGCUGGGACAACAGUCACCGUAUAUAACCUAUUUUAUCAGUUACCUGUAAGGAGGAAAUGCAUGGAUCCUAGACUGGAGUUUGAGAAGGUUAGGCAGAGGAUAGAAGCUCUCUCACUCAUGCACCCUUCCAUUUCUUUCUCUUUGAGAAAUGAUGUUUCUGGUUCCAUGGUUCUUCAGCUCCCUAAAACCAAAGACAUAUGUUCCCGAUUUUGUCAAAUUUAUGGACUGGGUAAGUCCCAAAAGUUAAGAGAAAUAGAUUUUAAAUAUAAGGAGUUUGAGCUUAGUGGCUAUAUCAGCUCUGAAGCACAUUAUAAUAAGAAUAUGCAGUUUUUGUUUGUGAACAAGAGGCUAGUUUUAAGGACAAAGUUGCAUAAACUCAUUGACUUUUUAUUAAGGAAAGAAAGCAUUAUAUGCAAGCCAAAGAACGGCUCUGCCAGUAGGCAAACGAAUUCAAGUCCUCGGCAUCGGUCUAACCCAGAACUCCAUGGUAUAUAUGUAAUCAACGUGCGGUGCCACUUCUGUGAGUAUGACGUGUGCCUGGAGCCAGCAAAAACUCUGAUUGAGUUUCAGAACUGGGAUACUGUUUUGGUUUGCAUUCAGGAAGGAGUAAAAAUGUUUUUAAAGAAAGAAAAAUUAUUUGUGGAAUUAUCAAGUGAAGACCUUAAGGAAUUUAGUGAAGAAAAUGAUUUUAGUUUGUUUAGUGCCACUCUUCAGAAGCAAGUGUCCUCUGAUGAGAAGUGUGACCAGGGCAAUUUCCAAGAAGCAUGUAAUGAUAUUUUGGAUUCCUGUGAAAUGUUUAAUUUGCAAUCAAAAGCUGUGAAAAGAAAAGCUCCUGUAGAAAACAUAAACACACAGAAUUCUAGGGAUUCGGAAGCUAUCGGAAAAAAGACAGAUGAUUCAUUUUUGUACACUUACAAAUCCGAUGGGCCAGCCCAUAGUAAAAUGGAGUCAUCUUUACAAAACGAAGAUAGCGCUUGCUCAGAGUCAAGGAUCUUAGAACAAGAGACAGCUGAAGCAUCAGAAUCAGGAGCAAAUGAGAAACAUAAAAAAUCUUGCUUGGAACUUAACUCUUCAGAAAAUCCAUGUGGAACCAGUUCAGAAAUGUUUGCAAGCCCUUUUCAGACACUUUAUCACUUUGAGGGGAGUAGAGAAGGUCUAGAAAUACAGAAAGUAAGUACUACUGCUAAUGGCACGGCUGCCAACAUCCUGAAAAAUAAUAGAAUUCAGAAUCAACCAGAGAGAUUUAAAGAUGCUACUGAAAUGGGAUGCCAACCUCUGCCUGUUGAGACAACAUUAUCAGGAGCACAUGGUGCUCAGAGAGAAGAAGAGAAAAGAAAAAAUGAACCUAGUAAUUGUGGAAGAAUAAAUGUUUUUAGUUAUGGGCAAGUUAAAUUAUGUUCCACUGGCUUCAUAACUCAUGUGGUACAAAAUGAGCAAACUAAAUCAACUGAAACAGAACAUUUAUUUAAAAAUUAUGUUCAACCUGGUCCUGUGAGUGCCAAAGAAACAUUUGGAAAUAGAACACGCCAUUCAUUUGAGACUCCAAACACCAAAGAUUUAACCACCACUUUAAGUAAAGAAUUUGCUCAACUGCCCAACAAAAGAUUGUGCAGAACAAAUAUAAGUUAUGGGCCAGAGAACAAACCUAUAGCAACUUAUAAAAAUUUUGCUGUUUUUCAGGAAAGUAGUAAAAAAUCACACACAGGUUGCUUACUACCUGACGCAUCCUCUUUCUCUUGGGGUAGACAUGUUUCAAAUGGUAGUGAGAAAACAGGUAAGUUGAUUUGUUCUGCCAGACCCAUAGCUCAUAAGAAGCUAAGCUUAAGUUCACAACUAGGAUCUUUAGAGAAGUUUAAGAGGCAAUAUGGGAAGGUUAAAAAUCCUCUGAAUACAGAAGUGGAGGAAAAUAUCACUUUAGAAAUCACUACCAAUCUCAGUCCUCAGGUUGAACCUGACAUUCUGUGGAAAGACAAAAACCACUUAGACAACUCUGGUAUUUGUAAAAUCACUACUCUGAAACAUGAUGAUUCAAAUAGUAGUUGUCAACCAGUAAGUCACAUGUUUUAUUCAGAAAAGUUACCAUUCUCCAAGGAAGACAGUUGUUUGGAAGAACAGAUGCCUUGCUUAAGAGAAAGCCCUAUAACUCUACAGGAAUUAUCUCAUUUUAACAGAAAGCCUUUGGAUGUUGAGAAGUCACCUGAAUCACUAGCCUCUAAAUUAUCCAGAUUCAAAGGCUCCAAAAGAGAGACUCAAACAAUGGAGAUGACGAGUCAUUUUAAUGAACUUCCACAAUCAGAUUCCAGUAGGAAAGAUGGUGACUUGUCCAAUGGGUUAACCCUAGAUUCUUGUAAGUUAUUUAAAAAUGAGCAUAAAAAACCAGAAAGUGGCAACAUCCCAAUGUCGGACUCUAUCACACAGGGUAACCUCUUCAAUAAAGACAGUGAAACAUAUUCUAACAACAAUACAACUGAGAACUCUGUGAUGUCAGAAACUCCUUUAGUACUGCCCUGUGAUCAUUCUACAGUUAUCGGUAAGGAUUCAGAUGUUCUUAUAGCUUCAGAACAACAGAUUGGAAGUCCUGACUCUCCAAGUAGAAUGUUAGUGAGUCACGGAGAAGAUUCCACAGCUGGCCAAAAUGGACCUUGUUGUCAGAGUGAGGAAUCUAUAGCAAGAACUUGUUCUGAUAAUGAAGAGUCCAACACAUGUUCUUUGGAUUGGCAGCAGCAUUUUGAUGUAGCCCUGGGAAGAAUGGUUUACAUCAACAAGCUAACAGGACUUAGCACAUUCACUGCUCCUACUGAGGACGUUCGGGCUGCUUGUACUAAAGACCUGACAACUAUGGCUGUGGAUGUUCUACUUGAGAAUGCUACUGGGGAUGGUGCUGUUGGUCCCGAAUCGCUUCAGUCUUUGUUCUCAGAAUGGGACAACCCAGUAUUUGCCCGUUAUCCAGAGGUUGCUGUUGACGUUAGCAGCGGCCAGGCUGAGAGCCUAGCAGUUAAAAUUCACAACAUCUUGUAUCCUUAUCGUUUCACCAAAGAAAUGAUUCACUCGAUGCAGGUUCUCCAGCAAGUGGAUAACAAGUUUAUUGCCUGUGUAAUGAGCACUAAGACCGAAGAGGAUGGUGAGGCAGGUGGAAACCUGCUAGUCUUGGUGGACCAGCACGCUGCCCACGAGCGCAUCCGACUGGAGCAGCUGACCGUUGGUUCCUAUGAGAAGCAACAGCCACAAGGCUCUGGUCGAAAAAAAUUGCUGUCUUCCACUAUAAGUCCUCCACUAGAGAUAACAGUGACAGAGGAACAAAGGCGACUCUUAUCGUGUUACCACAAAAAUCUGGAAGAUCUGGGCCUUGAAAUUAUAUUUCCAGACACUAGUGAUUCUCUGGUCCUUGUAGGAAAAGUACCACUCUGUUUUGUGGAAAGAGAAGCCAGUGAACUUCGAAGAGGGAGAUCUACUGUGACCAAGAGCAUUGUGGAGGAAUUUAUUCAAGAACAAGUGGAGCUACUCCAGACCACAGGAGGCAUCCAAGGGACUUUGCCACUGACUGUCCAGAAGGUGUUGGCAUCCCAAGCCUGCCAUGGGGCCAUUAAGUUUAAUGACGACCUGAGCCUAGAGGAGAGCUGUCGCCUUAUUGAAGCUCUGUCCUGGUGCCAGCUGCCUUUCCAGUGUGCUCAUGGCAGGCCCUCCAUGCUGCCGUUAGCUGACAUUGACCACUUGGAGCAGGAAAAACAGAUUAAACCCAAUCUUGCUAAACUUCGCAGAAUGGCUCAGGCCUGGCAUCUCUUUGGAAAAGCAGAAGGAUGUGAUCCAGGGCAAAGCCUGCAGGCAUCUGCGCCUCCUUGUGAGCUGCCAUGAGAACAGAAUUAUUGUCUCGAAGGAACCAGAGGGAUGCUGACUGUAGGCCUCUGGGCAGAGAGUGUGAGCAGCAAGCACUGGCAAGGUCUUGACUGAAUGGGCCCCGGGCACCAAUCAGCAUCUCCAUCUUCCCUGAGCAGAUGAUCCCUCCAGUUAAGUAGCCAGGUGGAAUCAAGCCUAAAGACAGUUCAUUCAUUGGCAUCCAUGGACACUGGAGGUUGCCCUAUAAUAUCUACUUUUUGUAAUUUAUUUGGGGAUAAAAUCUAAUGAUUAAUUGUCUGAUUGUCUGGUUGUUUGUGGGAUUUUUGAGUGGUGGGAUGGGGGUUUUUGGUUUUGUUUUGCAAUUUUUUUCCAGCCUCAUAGUUUGCGCUGAUGUGAUCUACCUGAUGCUGAACUCCCAGGGGUCAAGCCUGCCUUCCCUAGACCUCCCAGAGCCUGCUCCCUCAGCCCCUCCUUCCCCCCCAGCCUCCUCCACUUCCCUCUGCUGCUGCUUUACAUUCUGUAUCUCAGCCUUAAAGAGUUUCUCCAUGCUCAUUAAAAACGUGCUGGGUAGUCUUCCACCAGGCCUAUAGUUGGAUUAUUUUAAGGAUAAAAACGACUGAUAAAGAGAAGAAGCAAGGACCAGGAUGGACUAGAGCAACUGUAAAGCACUGCUCCUCGUUCUUUGUUUUAUUGCCUCCUUAAAACCCUUCAGCUUUGGAAAGCAAUGUACAGGUUCAAUGCAAUCCCUAUUAAACUACCACUGGCAUUUUUCACAGAACUAGAACAAAAAAUUUCACAAUUUGUAUGGAAACACAAAAGACCCCGAAUAGCCAAAGCAAUCUUGAGAACGAAAAAUGGAGCUGGAGGAAUCAGGCUCCCUGACUUCAGACUAUACUACAAACCUACAGUAAUCAAGACAGUAUGGUACUGGCACAAAAACAGAAAUAUAGAUCAAUGGAACAGGAUAGAAAGCCCAGAGAUAAACCCACACACAUAUGGUCACCUUAUCUUUGAUAAAGGAGGGAAGGA
Molecule: messenger RNA, 6660 nt
Organism: Physeter macrocephalus (sperm whale)
Lineage: Eukaryota; Metazoa; Chordata; Mammalia; Artiodactyla; Physeteridae
Gene: MLH3
Product: mutL homolog 3
Exons: 11
Coding region: 1375-5649 (1424 amino acids)
Biological process (GO): mismatch repair
Cellular component (GO): mismatch repair complex
Molecular function (GO): ATP-dependent DNA damage sensor activity; ATP hydrolysis activity; mismatched DNA binding
Source: RefSeq, a predicted model, not a curated record